AAGCUACAGGUGCACCGGAGGAUCUAAAACUAUAUUUGCAGAGAGAACAUAUACAUUUUGGAAAAUAUAAAACCAAAAAUAUUACUUUUAUAGAUUUGGAAGGAAAAUCAGGAGAAAAAUCAAGCUACUUGAAAUACAUCAUUCCGAAUGGAGUAGGCUGCAAAAUUGUGACUCGAUCGCGUAUUCCUGCGAUAGAAGUUACAGGAGUUCGAUCCUAUCUCCUCAGUCUCGUCUCGAUCUCGACUUUUGUGAGCCGCUAGCUGCCCCGAUCGACGGGCAGGGACAGACGCGCUAGGAGAGCGAGAAGAAGAAUCCGAAGUCAGGGCUGACGUACUGUGGAGCCUGUUUAAUGUUUUGAGGAAAAUAUAUUCGAUUUGAAGAUAUUGAAAGAGAUUCAGACAUUGAGUAGACUUAAAUCAGAAUGCUAUAAAUAGGAGAUUGACCUGUUAGGAUGGCAAGUGAAGUAUCAACAUAUCCUUUGUUUAAUUAUUUCGACAACUCUCCUGAACUUUUGCUUCAAGAGCGGGAGUACAUCUAUGCCGACAAAUCACCGCACGAGACCUCCUUCAAACUGAGACCGAUCCAAGCAAAAUGCUCCAGACUCCCGCCCCGGUCUUUGUCAAAUAUCGAAAUCAACCACAAGCUUCAGACCAGUGUGGAACAAUCGUGCACACCCGAGCCGUCUGAUGCGUUCCGAAUGUGGGUAGAAAGUGGGAGGCGUGCGCCACCGUUCCCCCCGCGAUGGGAUGACCAGUAUAACAGUAACGUAUGGAGGAACUUCAGUCACGGCGAAGGCUACAAGAUAUCCACUCCUGGUAGGCGAGUUAAAGAAACGAUAGCGGCGAUGUACCCCCUACCCGUCCCCUCACACUCCGAAAUGGGCGAUCACACGUUUACAAAGUUCCUCAGUGAAGUGCCUGUCAUCCGCGACCCAAAGAAACGCCAUCUGGCGAUCACCCACUCAAUGAGGGAACUGCAGGACUUUCAGCGCCUCAAGCUUCGCAGCCAGAUGAGAGUCCCACCCAUGGACACAGAAGGGAACAUCGUCCCGCCCGAAGGGUUCGUUCGACAUGAGCGCCGGUUCAGGGGGGAACCGCAUUCAACCGUGACAACAAAGUUCAGGGAGAUGAAUGAAAUCGAUCGGGAGAGCCAACGCAGUAAACUCGGAACUCACAUGACUAGUCCUAACAGACUCUGGAAGGUAUCUUUCAAAGACAACCAUCCAGAUUUCGAGAGGGUUAUGAAAGAAACAGCGGAGAAAAAGUCCCUCUCAAAGCAGAAAAAGGAUAGGAAAUUCGCUGCCCCGCUCGAAAUAUAUUUCAAGUGAGUUUCUUUUCUGAGCAGAUCUUGAACAGAACUUUAAAAUCCAUUUAGAGGUUGUGUCAAUACUCUGGUUUUAGGUACUGCCCAAACGGAUAGUGUGCGA
This is a messenger RNA of Lytechinus variegatus (green sea urchin), 1426 nucleotides long. RefSeq names its product testis-expressed protein 52-like. The transcript is spliced from 2 exons. Lineage: Eukaryota; Metazoa; Echinodermata; Echinoidea; Temnopleuroida; Toxopneustidae. Bases 452 to 1327 code for a protein of 291 amino acids. The record is from RefSeq and is a predicted model, not a curated record.